AUGAGUGACCAGGACAUCACUUACACAACUGUGAGAUUUCAUAAGUCUUCAGGGUUGCAGAACCGAGUGAGACAUGAUGAGACUCAAGGAUCCAGAGAAGCUGGCUACAGAAAGUGUUCAGUCCCCUGGAAGCUCAUUGUGAUACCUCUCGGAAUCUUUUGUUCCCUUCUGCUGGUAACUGUCGCAGUGCUGGUGACACACAUUUUUCAGUAUCAUCAAGAAAAGCAUAAGCUGCAGGAAACUCUAAACAACCUCCAUUUUAAGUACAGCACCGUGCAAAAUGACAGCAUCUUAAAGGAAGAGAAGCUGACAAAUAAGUCUAGAGAGUGUAAUGCCCUCAAAGACCAGUUGGACUUCCUCGCCAGAGAAUGGAACAGAUGCUUUGGGAAAAUGAAGAUUAUUUUAGAUUGUUCACAGGACAGAGGCAAACGUGCUGAAGGACGCUGGUUCUGCUGUGGCAUAAAAUGUUAUUAUAUCAUCAUGGAAGAUAAAGAGUGGAGGGAAUGUAAACAGACCUGCCAGGAUUGCAGCUUAUCCCUCUUGAAGAUAGAUGACGACAGUGAAAGGAGGUUCCUUCAGCUCCAGCUUUCUUCAAAGAGUUACUGGAUUGGAUUCUCAUAUGAUUCAAUAAAGAAAUGGACAUGGAUUGACAAUGGCCCAUCCAAACUUGCCUUGAACAAACAUAGUUACCACAGUAAGAUCGGAGGAUGUGUAUUUUUAUCUAAAACAAGACUAGAGGUUGAGGAAUGUACAAAAUCCUACCCCUGCAUUUGUGAGAAGAGACUUGUUAAAUUCCAUGAUUCACUCUCUAAGAAUACUUAA
Molecule: messenger RNA, 822 nt
Organism: Psammomys obesus (fat sand rat)
Lineage: Eukaryota; Metazoa; Chordata; Mammalia; Rodentia; Muridae
Product: killer cell lectin-like receptor 2
Source: RefSeq, a predicted model, not a curated record